Messenger RNA from Patiria miniata (bat star), 5529 nucleotides. RefSeq lists its product as uncharacterized. Bases 169 to 5520 code for a protein of 1783 amino acids. The record is from RefSeq and is a predicted model, not a curated record. Gene Ontology annotation, molecular function: nucleic acid binding; zinc ion binding. Gene Ontology annotation, cellular component: nucleus. The transcript is spliced from 11 exons. NCBI's taxonomy places the organism in Eukaryota, Metazoa, Echinodermata, Asteroidea, Valvatida, Asterinidae.
GCGCUGUUCCAACAUAAAUUGUUCCUUUCCCUCGCCUUCAGCUAGCUCCAGUUGGGACAUUGCAAAUUUGUGUGUCAAGUAAAUCGACAAGUUAAACGGUGUUCAAAGUUUGGAUGUCGAUAUCGAAAGCAGACUUUCAUCCAACCAAGGACCAACGGCAGGAGCAGAAUGGGACCAGAUGACAUCAAGCACAUUCUGACCAAUCUAUCCCCUCAAGAAGCCUCCCAGCUCCGCAACCAUCUCCUCUCCAGAAACGUCGAGGAGCUAGGCCUCUCCCCUGACCAGGCCUUGGGGAUUCUUCAAGCUCUUGAAGAAGGGGAGUUUCAGACAAGUCGCGGCGAGUCUCAAGGGCCACUGUAUCCUGCCAACCUGGUCCAGGACGUCGCUCAGCUCUUGUCGAACUGGGAAACGAUUUUCGGGUCCCCACCACCGAAGAGCUUCCUAGGAGGGAUGCCUGGGGCAGGCAGGCAUCCCAGUGAUUUUGGAGGAGAGGUUAACGAGGUUUCCAUCAUCCAGGAGAAAGUGGACAUGCUGGAGAGGAAGAGAGCACUUAUCUUGCAGCAGUUGCAUGAAUCUGACCAAGAGACACCCCAUCCACAGUUUGCCCCAGAGCCGAUGCAGUGGGUGGAGCCACAGGCUAAGCGGAGGAGGAUGCCAGAUAGUAGAGAGAGCUUUCAACAAGAAGCAUCUGGAUUCUUUGAUGAUUCCUGGAGCACCCAGCCAGUAAAUGAGGGCCAGAAUAUGACAGGGAACCAGGCUGGGGGUAGAAAUCAACAAAGGGGAAAUAACAAACGUGGACUACAGCAGAUGCAGACAAGUUACCAACAGGCAGGUAUUCUGCAGGUACCAGGUGGGUACCAGGCUGCUGAAUGGAACCAGGCAAAAGGAGGUGGAAACCAGGCAAGCGGAGGUGGAAACCAGACAGGAGGAGGCGGAAACCAGAUAGGAGGAGGCGGAAACCAGGCAAGAGGAGGUUGGAACCAGACAAGAGGAGGUGGAAACCAGGCAAGCGGAGGUGGAAACCAGACAGGAGGAGGCGGAAACCAGGCAAGAGGAGGUUGGAACCAGACAAGAGGAGGUGGAAACCAGGCAAGCGGAGGUGGAAACCAGACAGGAGGAGGUGGAAACCAGGCAAGAGGAGGUUGGAACCAGACAACAGGUGGUGGUAUCCAGACAAGAGAUGGUGGAAAUCCAAGAGGUGGUAAGCAGACCAGACGAAGAAACAGGAAGAGAGGCGGGAAGCAAAUGAGAGGCAGAAACCAGACAAGAGGCGGGCUGCAAGGACAAAGUGGGAGAGGUGGAACCACUUCAGAAACUCACUCAAGAAGUCGCAGUAAUAGCAGCUCUCGAUUCCAGGAUAGGAGGGAAUCUGAAGACCGAGGAAGAUUUACAGAAAGAGGCGAUUCACCAGCUGGGAGAGGAUCCCCGGGCAGAUGGAGUCAUGAUGAAUCAACGUACAGCAACCAAGAUAGGCCUGAUGAUUAUUAUGGCAGUCAACAACGGGAUAAUUCCAGGGAACGAAACACAGAGACCCACUACUAUGACCAAGGAGAUGCUGGCAAGGAGGAGGAUCUCAGGGAGGAAGACGAUUACAGGGGAGAUCAUCGGGAUUUUGAAGAUAGCCAUGAUGAUUAUAGGGAUGAGUAUCAUAAAGAUGACCAUGCACUUUAUGCAGAACAAGAUGACCUCAGAUCAGAUGACUUUAGAGAAGAUGACAGGAGACAGGGUUUUGAACGCAAGCAUAGUGGUGAUUUCAGUGAAGAGGAGACAUACAGAUUGGGGGGAAAGAAUUUUGGGAUCGACAGGGAAGACCAGGUUUUCCAGAAUCGAGAAGAAAUUUCUAGGCAGAAAAGAAGAGAAAGGAAGUUAAAGCAGAAAAGUGGACGAGCUCCUGCCCAGCAGGGGGAAAAGAAGGGCCGAGACGAUUAUCAAAAUGCACCUGUUGGAAAUCUGGGGGAGAGGUGGGAGAGAGGGAACAGCCAAGAAGACAGGAGAGAUCUUGAUCCCCCAAAUGACGAUUGGAGAAGUGAUGUCAGAUCAGAGAGCAGUAAUCGAAGGGAUAGCUGGAGUGAAGACAGACAUAUAGAGAGACCAAGUUGGGACGACAUGGAACGAGAAGCGGAGUAUCAGCAACGACAGCGUGAAAUGUCAGCCAGGAGUUCCAGAGUAUCACAAGAUAUUGGUCUAAGGCAUAUCAGCCCCGGACAAGAUUUGAGAAUGAUGAGCCAACCCCAGCAGAGGACUCUUAUUAAUAUUCCGUUGGGGAGCAACUUGUCUCCUUACAGUCGACCCGGUGUUGUAAACCUGUCACCAUUGCUCCAGGGAAAUUUGCAUUUUCAGAGACCACCACAGUUUGUGAACAGACAAGGCUUCGCAGGAGUUGGGGUACCCCAGCCUCUCUUUCCCUCACCCCCAACUCAAAACCGACUGAACAUCCUGUCGGGACCUGCAGCUGGUCUCAGUUCUGCCAAUCAGCCUCCCAGACGACCAAUUAAUCAAAUACCACCUUUCAUACAAGCAAAACGCAUCAAAGCAGCUAAGAGGACUAUUACACAUUUUGCGAAGAUGUUGAUUACGCAACCGCGUGAGUCCCCUCCAAAGAAAUUCGAGAAGGAUGCUAGUCAGACGUCGUCAACAGAUGCAUCUACUAGUACCGCCCCAACGGCUGCUGCUUCUGUAACAACUUCAGACGCACCCAAGAGCCAAGACCCGAAGAAAGAAACUGAUGCCUCCAAGACUCCUGCAACAUCAACUAAAGCUGAUUCAACUGACCCAGCUAAACGACAGCCUGACCCUAGGCUGUUCAGUAUCAGAAAACAGGUAUCACUCUUGGAGCUUCGUGAUCUCCAUGGCUUCAUCUAUAACAAAGUGCUGACAGUAUGGGCCUGCUACGUCUGCAAUGAUUUCAUGACAAGCGAAACGGCUUAUAACAACCACACAAAUUCAAAUGGUCAUACAAUUAGAGUGCAAAGGUUGGAUGGACCAAACGGGUCCAAUGAACAGCACUGGCUGGUGAAUCGGAUCCGGAAACUUCCUGAUCAGAGCAAGGUUGCACCUCAUGAGUUGACCUUGGAGAAAGGCGCGGAGAGGGUGUAUUUCUGCAAGAGUUGUUACGACACCUACACGUGCUUGCCAGAGGAACACAAACAGCAGCAUAGACAUCAGCGCAAACUUAUGUUUCAGCCUUUUUGCACAGUGUGCAACCUGUACUUCAAGAAGAAGCUGUAUUUUGAAAGACACCUUAAUGGCGCACUCCAUUUGAAGAUGAAGGAGAUGAGAGCAAAUUCGGAGAAGGACAGUAAGCACAAUCAGAGGGUUCCAGAUGCGGCCAAGAAACAAAACAUCCAACCAAGUAAGGCGAUUGUUGCAAGCCAGCAACAAAAACCUAGCCAGUCACAAACUUUGGCGGCUUCCAAACAAACAUCUGUUUCUGGCCAAUCACAGCGUGGGAACCAGAGACCAGGACCCAACCAGCUACGAGGCCCCAACCAGAAGCAAGGGCCCAAUCAAAAACAAGGGCCCAUUCAGAAACCAGGGCCCAAUCAGAAACAAGGGCCUGACCAGAAGCAAGGGCCCAAUCAGAAACAAGGGCCUAACCAGAAACAAGGGCCCAAUCAGAAACAAGGGCCCAAUCAGAGAGGAGGGCCUAACCAGAAACAAUGGCCCAAUCAGAAACAAGGGCCCCAUCAGACUCAAGGGCCCAAUCAGAAACAAGGACCCAAUCAGACACGAGGGCCCAACCAGAAACAAGGGCCCAAUCAGAAACAAGGGCCCAAUCAGACAAGAGGACCCAACCAAGGGCAGCGCCCAGGUCAGGCCCAGGUUGUGAAGGCAGCCACCAAACCAGCACCUGGUCCAACAGGUUUGCAGAUCGGCAGACAAAAGGACGUCACUGUCCUGAGAAUGGAGAUACCACCGGAGGCGUCCUCAUCAAAACUGAGCGCCGACUCGUCUGUGAGGCAAGACAGUGAGGAGAAGGGUGAAGAUCUCAUUGGGUUUGAACUGGUCAUCCCAGUUACUGGUUUCUUCUGCAAGUGCUGUUCCAAGUUCUACAACGACAAGUACACAGUGAGAAGCAGUCAUUGCAAGACGGAGUUACACAAGCAAAAGGCGGAGCGCUGGUACAUGUAUGAAACUCAAGAAAAAGCAAAGCAGACAGAUCUGGACAGCAGUGGAGACAUCAAAGAGAAACAGAGCCGAAAAGAGGCAGCGAAACUGGAGAGCACUCAAUCGGCACAAGACAAUGUGAUUGUCAUUGAUGAUGAUGAGGAUGAAGCACCUGAUAAACCAAAGCAAGAUACUCAAGAAGCAGACAAGACGGUAUUGGGAGACAUCUCUGUUCGGGCUGCAAGUAUAACUAGCCAGGACAACACUGAGAUAAGAGACUCCCAGACUAAUGAUGCAGAGAGGAAGCUUGAAUCGCCGGAAGUGGACACAACACAAGCUGAAGAGGAAUUCAUGGAUGAAGAAAAUAAUGUGUUUGUCACAGAAGAUCAAGUUGGGCAGUUGCUCUCCGAUGAUACUGAUCAAGAUGCGAGUCCAGAGGUUGAAGGGCAGGAUACAUCCAGUCAGCAGGAAGUGGGAUCUGAUGGUCACGGUGAAACACCCAAAGAAAGGGAGGAGUUAUCUGCUCAAGAGGAGGAGCCAGUUGCUCAAGGGGAGGAGCUAGUUGCUCAAGAGGAGGAGGCAGUUGCUCAAGGGGAGGAGCUAGUUGCUCAAGGGGAGGAGCCAGUUGCUCAAGGGGAGGAGCUAGUUGCUCAAGGGGAGGAGCCAAGUUGCCAGGAAUCUGCUGAGAAGGUAGAGAAUAUGCCUUCGGAGGAGUCAAAUGCUGAAAGUGUGGAGCCAUCUGCAGUUCAGGAGAAACAGCGUAAAGAAGAGGGUGAAUCUGAAACGGAUCUACCUACAGACCAAAAGGGUGAAUGCACUAUUACAGAAGCAGAGGCAGUCGCCAGGACUAUGGACCUCUCUGGUGAUGAUCCAAACACAGAGAGGAUGGAUGUCGGCACAGAGGGCAGCCUACGUAUUGAUGACCAGGAGCCUAUGCUUACUGAGGAGGAAGACGUAUCAACCACAGACAUUGAGCUUUCAGCUUCAAAGAAGCUCCCUACUGACGAAUCAACUAUACAGGAAUCAACUCAAUCUCCCACUGAGAAGAUGGAGACAGUUGCCAGUGUAACAUCUCAGCAAGGCGAGGAGCAAAAUCUUCACCACGUGGCUGUGGAUAAGCCUAAAGACACUGGUUUGUCAGAGGACGAUCUGUAUGGGGAUCUUGAUGAAGAGACGUUUCUUAAAGAUGAUGCUGACGACGAUGCGUACCUGGUAAAAGAGGACAGCCUGCAGAGUGAUGGCUCAGAUCAGAUAGGUGAUGAGGAUGAGGAUAUGUUUGCUAUUGACGAGGAUAAUUGGGAGGUGCGAUCUGAGGAAGGAGGCAUUGCCCUCAGCAGUGACGAAGAGCAGGCUAAUGGCAAUGGGAUGCAAGAAACACUAGGAGAUGAACAUAAGACAGUUGAAGCUGAGUAACCAUAUAGA